Molecule: messenger RNA, 642 nt
Organism: Porites lobata
Lineage: Eukaryota; Metazoa; Cnidaria; Anthozoa; Scleractinia; Poritidae
Source: the annotation of a GenBank genome assembly
AUGCCGUUUGGCUGGCUAAAAGGCGAGGAGAAGCCAAAAGUAGACACAAGCGAAUUUCACGUCCCUGAAAGCUACCGUGGGUCCGAGGGACCGCGGUUUAAAGUCUUAGAAAACAAAGACGACUAUGAAGUUCGCUUAUACGAAAGCUCACACUGGGUAAAGACAAGAUUCGAAGAGGGAAACCUUGAAAACUGCUCAAGCACCGGAUUUUGGCGUCUGUUCAACUACAUAAGAGGCGAGAACGAAGGAGGGCAAAAGAUAGCCAUGACAGUUCCGGUUUCUUCACACGUCGACCUCGACGACGAUGGCAAUUGUAAGGGUUUCACGAUGGGUUUUUACACGCCCGCCGAGCAUCAGGCCAACCCCCCUAUUCCCAAAGAUAAAUCAGUGUUUCACGAAAAAGACGAGGGUCUUGUCAUGUAUUCAAGGCACUUCGGCGGCUUUGCUAAGGAGAAAGAUUGGCGUGAAAAUUAUCAACAGCUGAAGCAGUCCCUCGACAGAGAUGGCAAGGGGUAUGUAAAAAACAAGUACGUGACGGCGGGCCAUGACCCUCCGUUUCGAUUAUUUGGCCGUCACAAUGAGGUUUUGGUCUUGGCAGACCUACAGCCAUCUGCAGAAGGCAAGAAACAAGGCCAAGAAUAG